CGCAGAGAUGGAGGCGGUGGCGGCGCUGCUUCUGCUGCUGCUGGCGGGCGCCGCGUCGGACACCCAGGCGACGGCAGAGGGUGGGCCGGAGCGGCUGGCGGAGCUGUUCGGCGGCGGCGUCAGCGGGCAGACGGCGGGGCACGAGUACCAGCUGGUGUACGUGCGGCGCGCCGCCCCCGACGCGCGAGACCGGGAGGCGGCCAGCUCGGGGGCGGCGGGCGGCGACGAGCGCCUCAGCUACAGCUUCUCAGCCUUCGGCCGGGACGUGUGGCUGCAGCUGCGGCCGAACCGGCACCUGGUGUCGCCGCACUUCCGCGCGGUGCGGCGCUCCGACGGCUGGGUGCACGAGGUGCCCGGCUCGCCGCCCGACUGCCACUACCUGCACCGCGGCGGCGGCGUCGUGGCGGCCGUCAGCCUCUGCGACCCCGACGACAUGAACGGCUUUGUGGUGCUGGACAACACCACGCUGGAGAUACGGCCGCUGACGGCGCAGCUGAGGUCGCUGCUGAAGGUCGAGCCCUCGGAGAGCGAGCAGCUGCACGUCGUGAGGAGGGCGCCGCCGCUCGACGUGCCCAUGUUCGGCGACUCAGUACAUUUCCCGGAAAAUGCACUUGUGGAGAACUCUCCAAUAUGGUUUGCCAAGAGGCGCAAGCGGAAGGCCUCCUCACCGAGGCUGACGGUGGAGGCGGCUGUGUUCCUGGACGAGGCCGGCUACAAGCUGUUCUCCCCGUUCUUCGGCGGCGACGACCGCCAGCUCAGGGACAUGCUGCUCGCCUACAUGAACGGGGUGCAGGCGCUGUACCACCACCCGAGCGUGGGCCAGCCCGUGGACAUCACGCUGGUGCGCAUGGAGCUGAUGAGGACGCAGCCCAGCGACCUGCCGCACCACGGCGGAGAGCGAGGCCCGCUGCUCGACUCCUUCUGCGACUACAGCGCGCGGCACAACCCGGCGGGCGACUCCGACCCGCGCCACUGGGACAUGGCGCUCUACGUCUCCGGCCUCGACUUCUUCGCCUACGAGGGAGGUCGCAAAAGUGGAGUCACUAUGGGACUGGCGACGGUGGGCGGCGUGUGCAUGGACAAGUACGCGUGCGUCAUCGCGGAGCUGGGCACGACCAACGUGUUCGGCAAGCCGUAUCCUUCCGCGGGCUUCACCUCCGUCUACAUCCUGGCGCACGAGAUGGGGCACAACCUCGGGAUGCACCACGACGGCAGCCAGAACUCGUGUCCCAAGGACGGCUUCAUCAUGUCCCCCUCCAGGGGCACCUCGGGCGAGACGCAGUGGUCGUCCUGCAGCGCUGACGUCAUGAAGAAGCUCAGCUGGGCCACGUGCCUGGACGACGCGGCCGCCCCUCCGCCCGCCGACAUGGACCAGUCGCGCUUCCUGGACGAGCCUGGCCAGCUGUGGGGCGCCAAGCGCCAGUGCGAGCUGCUGCUGAGGGACAAGGACGCCGUGCUGCUCUACCCGGACAAGCUGCAGGACAUAUGUGAAAACUUGAAAUGCAAGACUCCUCAUCGGUCAGGCUAUUACUUCGCUGGACCGGCGCUGGAGGGUACCAGCUGUGGAUCGGGACUGUGGUGUCGCGGCGGGGAGUGCGUCGUCAUGAAGAAGAAGAAGCCGGCGCAGGUCGUGAAGGGAGGCUGGAGCGACUGGAAACCAGGCAAAUGUUCCUCCGGAUGCAUCAUCAAGUCCAGAGGUUUCCAGGCUCGCAAGAGGACCUGCGACAACCCGAAGCCCGUGAACACUGAAGAAGGCUGCGAGGGACCCAGCUUCGACGUGGUGCUUUGCAAGGACGACAAGAUCUGCAAGAAGGGCAAGCGGCGCUCGGCCAUCGACUACGCCACCAAGGCGUGCGCCGAGUUCAGCAAGCUGCUGCCUGACCUGGACAGCGAGCCGUCCGGCCUUCAGGCGCCGCACGAGGAAGGUCGGCUGUGGAUGGCGUGCUCCGUGUUCUGCCGGCGGAAGGGCAGCGGCUCCUUCUACACGCCGCGGCUCGACCUCAACGACCUGGGAGUGGACCCGUACUUCCCCGACGGAACCUGGUGCCACCGCGAUGCCGCCGGCAACCACUACUGCCAGCAGCACCACUGCCUGCCCGAGAACUACCGCCUGGGCAAGAGCGCGCGCCCCGAGGACGACGGCGGGGACGUGCCGCUGCCGCAGAACGCGCCGCCCAGGCCGGCGCCCCCGGGAGACGAGCUGCUCAGGUACCUGAGCCUGGGCGCCGACGGCCGGCCGCUGCUCACCACGCUCACGCCGGGCUCCACCCGCGCGCCCGCCGAGCACGAGUGGACCGACCACGACUACCGCGAGGUGCCGCCGCAGCCCUUCCUCGUCGACUACUAGUCGGCGGUCCCGGGGGGCGACAGCUUCGUCCAAUCAUGCCAACAACAAACAAAACAAUUAUUUAUACCGUCCAGGGCCGGAUUUAGAGGAGGGGCCCCCACAAUAGAGACUUCGGAAAAAAAAAAAAAAUCUUUCAAAUUCCGACAAGUAAACACUAGUAAACAUAUUUUCCUUUGAUAUUCUUUUUUUCGCUGUUUUACCUUUACCUACAGUUGGUACUUUGUACAUAGGUACAUGAUUAUAUUGUUGUUAAAUAUAAACAGAAAUAAUCAUUAACACUAAAAUUUAAUUUCAUAUAAUUCUUGUCUCCGAUUAUAUUUAUGUCUGUUUUUUAAAUACAAAGAUAAUCUACUUGAUUUCACAAUAAAUUAUUUAUUGGAAUACUCGACUGAAAAAAAUUGUUCAUUUUAUUUGUAAAAUAAUUUGGGGCCAGGGGGUCUACGCUCCUCUGUUGCCCCGAGGCCUCCAGACCUCUAAAUCCGGCCCUGCUACCGUCCCAAAAUCGAACAUUGACAUCAAUAAUUUUUACAUAAAAUUAUACUUAUUGUGAUAGCGGGCAUUUAUAAUAAUGCUGACGAAAAGCUGGAUUUAUUAACUUUUACUAUGUAAAACAACGCUGGCGGUUUUUUAUUGGUGGAAAAUGGCGAUGAGAAACACACACACAAAAGGAAUAAUCCCUGAAAAUAGACAAAAACCUAUACGUACAUCUGUGUUUUCUUCACAGUUUGUUUUCAACCUGUAGUCCCUCAAGACUUAAACUUUUCCAGGGCCUCUGGGAAGGAGGAAUUUCACUGUUUCUUAAGCCUCGUUUACUAGUUCACUAGCUACUGUUUAGCUGAAAGAAAAAAAUCGCGUGAGUUUGACAGCGUGCUGUUAGUUCAGCGGGUACCAGUUGCACAGAGCGAGUAAAAAUUUCUUACUCGCUCACAAGAGGUUCAGCUGGUGAUCAUAUUUAUGUUCUUGAAUCACUUUACUUGAAAAUUCCUUUUAUUUUGUUUCAACAAUCAAAUGCAACAAGAAUUGCAAGCGAGCAACGAGAAUAAUAGAAUCGGCCUUUAAAAUUAUAAAAAUUCUGAUGAUUCUGAAAGGUGAGUUAAAAUUAAAUGAUUUUUUUUUCUAAAACUAAUUGAACGAUAUCACAUAGCAGCCAGUAAAAUUGACUAUAAAUCUAAAAAGUUCCAGUGUCAUAUUCCAUUUCAUGCUUCUUAUCCACACUGCUCAAAAACGUUUAAAAUGCAACUUUGCCAUCUAAUUAUGUAAAAACGUACGUUUUAAAAGUCGGCAAGUUUAACAGUUUGGAACGUCAAUAUAAAAAAAAAGGUUUAGAACAGUACAAACACCUUUAAAAAAAUGCGUAACUACAAUAGCUAUUCUUUUCGUUAAACAUCGCCUGCAAAGUCUAUUCUAGUCUACAUACUCUAGAGCAGUCUUUCAAUCCUUUUCUUUCUUUAAAUAACACGGGUAUAGUUUCACUUCUUUAAAAAGGAAAAUAUAGGUACUUUCAAAACAGACUUCUAAAUUGAUUAGAUAUUAACACAAUUUGUUUUUUCAGUUCCUCCAGUAAUUAUUGCAAAGUCACUUUUAUCAUCAAAAUCAUAAUGCUAAACACUUGAACUGUGAUUCCUAUUCCGAACAUUUUAUUUCGUGUUCUUAAAUCUCUCAUUGGAAUCUGAUUUUGGCACCAAAUAUUCUUAGCUGUCAUCAUUCGUAUUUAGCUUUGAAAACUGAAUACCUUUCCGGUAAAGAUCUUGGCUUCAUAGGUGGGCGUAAAAUAGAAAAUAGGCGAGUGGCAGGGUAGCUCCGCCACAUUCUCGUGGUCCUUCCCAUGAGAGUGUUUGUCCACCUGUGCUCACCCAUGGCCUCCUUGUACCAUUCUGGCGCCGACAACUUCCGUAACGUCAUAGACAGGCGACCCAAACACAGUCGGAACUCGUCGACAAUCGAAGCUCCGCAGAUCGCUAACCCAAGUAAUGGAUUCAGGUUCAAGUUGUUCUGUUACAUAAUUAAACGGCCUGCAUAACAAACACAAAAACAAAGCAGAAUCACAGUUUGUAUAGAAUAGAUUUAACUAUGUUCGUAAACAUUUAUCAGAGUAUCCGUAAAAGACAAUUGUUGCCAUUACCACCACAUAGGCGUACUUCUUCGAGCAGUGUAUCAUUUAUUGGAGACGUGUGAUUAAUAUUAAUUAAUCUAAACUUCACGUUUUUUCUAGUCAUAUUAAGUAUUUUUUUACUACUUCUGACGAAGUGCUGUCUAUAUAUAAAUAUUUGUUUAUGUAUAGUUGUAAGUGAGUUUUUUUACAAUUUUAUAAUGCUGCAUGUAUGUCUGACGUUGACAUGUGCUUAAUGUUGUACUAAAUUCCGUGUGUAUGACUCACUAUAUUUUUAUCUACUGACAAUACUAUGCAUAUACCUACAAUAGCGCUAUCAAAUUUUUCAUUCAAAAAACCACUACACAUAAUAAAUAAUAUACUAAAAAUCUAAAACUUACCCUACUGUCAGGCACACCAAAACUAAGAGAGCUGAGGCUUUAUUAUGCGUAAAUAAGUGCACUGUACAACAAUUAAAAUUAAUUUUAUUUUUCAAAAUUCAACUAUGCAAUUAAUAUAAAACCAAAGCACACACGACAGUCAAAAUUGAAGAAAAGAAAAGUGCCUAGCAUGUAUUCAUAAAUAGAAAACUUGUCUACUGUAUGUAUGAAUUUGUAUAAGCUUCCUAGAUUGUAUAUUCUGAUAUCACUUUAGUAUAGCUAAAGUAUAGUUUAAGUUCUUUUGAUAGAAAAAAAUAUUUUAUUUCAGUAUACUGUACAUUUAUGAUAAGUAAUUUAGAUUUGUAUUGAAAUAAACAAUUUCCAAACAA
Molecule: messenger RNA, 5205 nt
Organism: Bacillus rossius redtenbacheri
Lineage: Eukaryota; Metazoa; Arthropoda; Insecta; Phasmatodea; Bacillidae
Product: A disintegrin and metalloproteinase with thrombospondin motifs adt-1-like
Exons: 17
Coding region: 8-2347 (779 amino acids)
Biological process (GO): extracellular matrix organization; proteolysis
Cellular component (GO): extracellular matrix
Molecular function (GO): metalloendopeptidase activity
Source: RefSeq, a predicted model, not a curated record